Halteromyces radiatus is the source of this 1224-nucleotide messenger RNA. RefSeq names its product polymerase/histidinol phosphatase-like protein. The record is from RefSeq and is a predicted model, not a curated record. The transcript has 5 exons. Bases 1 to 1224 code for a protein of 407 amino acids. Gene Ontology annotation, molecular function: 5'-3' DNA exonuclease activity; 5'-3' RNA exonuclease activity. Lineage: Eukaryota; Fungi; Mucoromycota; Mucoromycetes; Mucorales; Cunninghamellaceae.
AUGGUAGAUGCUUCACCUUUAUUACUUACUGCGGAGAACAGACGAUCAUGGUAUUACACUCUACUCAACACGCUUCGACCCAGCCGAACUUAUCUACUUGGUUUUCUUACUCGUUUUCUCACUCUUGUUAUUAUUUUGGCUGUACUUAUUGCCAUUGGUCUUGGGUUACGAUAUACAGAAGAUAUGCCGAAACCUGAAGACUUUUCUCAGCUCGAAUUCAAUUGGCAAGUGAAUCCUUCAAGUUAUUUAACACCCUACAAUCAGUCUUUCCAAUACAAUGUGCUGCUGGACGGCCAUUCUCAUUCUACCUAUAGUGAUGGAAAAAUGAAUGUGAAACAACUUUUGGAUUGGCAUAUUGCAAAUGGAUAUAAUGCUGUUAUGGUUACAGAUCACAAUACUAUUGCAGGUGGAAUUUAUGCAGAAAAAUUAGCUUUGCAGGAUGAAUACUACAAGGAAAGAAUUGUUGUCAUCCCUGGUAUGGAAUAUAGCUGCUGUCGUAUCCAUAUGAAUUUGAUAGGUAUCAAUCAAACUAUUCCUGUUGGUCCACCAGUACCUUCUGAUUUUGAGCUUCAACAAGUGAUUAAUAAAACUCAUGCUCUUGGUGGUAUUGUCAUUGUCAAUCAUAUUCCCUGGAGCAAUACUACUCAAACUGGAUAUGAAUUACCACGACUUCCAAAUCAUCCAUCUGUGGCCGACUUGAUAGCAUGGGGAGUGGAUGGUUUUGAAGUGAUCAACCAAGCGACAUUCGAUUAUCCAACAAUGCAAGCAGCUCAACAACACAAUUUGAUUCAAAUGGUGGGUACAGAUAUUCAUCAUCCUGCUGUUCCUGCAAAUGCGUGGCUAACAGUGAACAGUCCCAGUAUGAAUAAGACAGCCAUCAUGAACGAAAUUAUAGCAAGACGCACGUCCUUCCUUUUCGAUCCAACUGGUACUCCGGAACGAGCCUAUGCACAAAAUUCACCAUCUUAUGAUCGAUUGAUCCCGCUCACUUGGUUAGGUGACUACUUUGGUAUGUUUUACAAUGAUGACAAGGGCAUGUAUAGCUUCCAAGGCACUUUUUGUCACCCUGAACAAUUGACGAUUCGAAACAAUGUCAUUGGAUGGUUUAUCUUUUGGUUGAUUAUAUUUAUUAUUGUUUUUGAAUUAGUCCGUACCUUAGUCAUUCAACUUAGUCAUCAUUCUCUUAUAUACUAUCGAAAACGCAGGUCGUUCAACCGUGAAUAA